AUGGUAUCCAGUACAACAACCAACCUAUUGUUUACCAGAGAGGAUAUUGAUAACUCACCAUCAAGGAGAGAUGGCAUCGAUAUCGAAGUCGAAGAUACACAAAGGCGCUACGGUGUAGAGAUCAUUCAAGAGGCUGGGCUACUACUGAGGCUGCCUCAAGUAUCGAUCGUCACUUCUCAAAUCAUCUUUCAUCGAUUCUAUUGUCGACAAUCAUUCAAGACUUUUGAUGUCAAGAAUAUAUGCAUGGGAGUUGUAUUUGUUGCCGCAAAGUAUACAGAGUCGCUGGGUGGCAGACGUCUACGUGAUGUAGUCAAUGUGUUCAAUUAUAUAUUUCAAAAGAGUGAAGGUACAAAGGCAGAGUCAUUGGAUACACGCGAGGUGUUAUACUGGCGCAUGAAGGCUGAUGUCGUUGACGCCGAACUGAUCAUUCUGAAGGAGUUUGGAUUCCUGCUGACAGUGGAGCCACCUCACAAGUUCAUCCUAAACUACAUGAAGCUGCUGGAGAAGAGCAAUGAGUUGGCACAGAUGGCGUGGAACUACUUGAACGACAGCAUGCGCACCACACUCUCCAUCCAAUACAAGCCAGAGUCAAUAUCCGCCGCUGCCAUCUUCAUGGCGUCCCGAGUGCUCCGUGUUCGCCUGCCCGAGGAACCCUACCCCUGGUGGGAGAUCUUUGACACAACAAAAGAGGAAAUCGAAGCCAUCACAAGUGAGAUAUCCAAUCUUUAUACAAAACCAAAGCCAUUCUACAUUGACUUGCAGAAGUUGUAUGGAGCAAUUGACAACAACAACAACAAUGCCAAUGUCAUUGUCCAACAUUAG
Molecule: messenger RNA, 822 nt
Organism: Acytostelium subglobosum LB1
Lineage: Eukaryota; Evosea; Eumycetozoa; Acytosteliales; Acytosteliaceae
Exons: 4
Coding region: 1-822 (273 amino acids)
Biological process (GO): regulation of transcription by RNA polymerase II
Cellular component (GO): nucleus
Molecular function (GO): cyclin-dependent protein serine/threonine kinase regulator activity
Source: RefSeq, a predicted model, not a curated record